Molecule: messenger RNA, 1779 nt
Organism: Ornithorhynchus anatinus (platypus)
Lineage: Eukaryota; Metazoa; Chordata; Mammalia; Monotremata; Ornithorhynchidae
Gene: MOB1A
Product: MOB kinase activator 1A
Exons: 6
Coding region: 85-735 (216 amino acids)
Biological process (GO): hippo signaling; positive regulation of protein phosphorylation
Cellular component (GO): nucleus; cytoplasm
Molecular function (GO): protein kinase activator activity
Source: RefSeq, a predicted model, not a curated record
GCCGGGGCCCGCGACGCCGAAGCGCCCGGGGCGGGGAAGGCGGGGGACGACGACGGCGGCCCAAGCCGCCACCCCGGACGCAAGAUGAGCUUCCUCUUUGGCAGCCGGUCUUCUAAAACGUUCAAACCCAAGAAGAACAUCCCCGAAGGGUCGCAUCAGUACGAGCUCCUGAAGCAUGCGGAGGCAACCUUGGGCAGCGGAAAUCUAAGACAAGCCGUCAUGUUGCCCGAAGGGGAAGAUCUCAACGAGUGGAUCGCAGUCAACACUGUCGAUUUCUUCAAUCAGAUCAACAUGUUAUACGGGACCAUCACUGAAUUCUGCACGGAAUCAAGUUGCGCAGUGAUGUCCGCAGGACCGAGAUAUGAAUACCACUGGGCAGACGGGACCAAUAUAAAGAAACCGAUCAAGUGCUCCGCUCCAAAAUACAUCGACUAUUUGAUGACCUGGGUACAGGACCAGUUGGACGACGAGACCCUCUUCCCUUCCAAGAUCGGGGUCCCGUUCCCUAAGAACUUCAUGUCGGUGGCCAAGACGAUCCUGAAGCGUCUGUUUAGGGUUUACGCCCACAUCUACCACCAGCAUUUUGACUCCGUGAUUCAGCUGCAAGAAGAGGCCCACCUCAACACCUCCUUCAAGCACUUUAUCUUCUUCGUUCAGGAGUUCAACCUGAUCGACAGGCGUGAGUUGGCACCCCUUCAGGAACUCAUCGAGAAGCUCGGCUCCAAAGACAGAUAAAAGCCACUGCGGGAGGGCCCCGCCGUCCGCUUUGAGAUCCCCGUUCCGCAUUUAUCCGCUUCAUCUGCCACUGCAGCCCUUUCAUUGCCGUUUAGCGAUCGGUUAGUGACAGCGACGACGUAGGGCGAAUCGUAAAGCCCCCCUCCACCCUCCGGCGGGGGCGGCGGUUUAGGGCGAGAGGCCCCGGAGAGAAUUGGCACUGCCCUGGUGCUGCGGGUCCCGAGGUCCUAUUUUUGGCCCCACCCGUUGCUCGCGGGGCCGAAAUUCUUCGGUCGUGAUCCCGCUUUCUUGUAAAAUAGCCUUACGACUCGGUCUCUUUUCCAGCUUCUGCAGCUGAGAAGGAAGUCUCCCCUUCUGGGUCAGGAGGGAGAAGUCAUUGACGUUCGGAAUGUCUUCCUAGCGAUAGUUCGCCAAAAUGGUUAAUCUCCCGAUGAGAUUUUUCUUUCUUUUCGAGACGUUUUCAUAAAGCCCUCUGCUAAAUUUCCAUAGCAAGUUUUUAGAGACUUUUUUUUUUUUUACAUGGGAUGAAGCUCUUGCUCUUUCGAAGCUUGACGUGUCAGUAUUUUGUUUUUUAAACUAGACGGUCACUUUUUUUUCUUCUUUCUACACGUGCUGGCCUGUUUCCAAUGGACAUCGACACCUGUGGCUUUUUUUUUUUUAAUAUAUAGAAUCAGGUCAUAGAGCGAUCAAGAGUUGAUGCGGGAAACAGCCAAAUGAAUUUUUAAAAUUACUUUUUAAGUCGGCGAUGCUUUCGGGGAGUGUUGUGACUACGUAUAUAAUCUGCCCAAGGGUCUGGGUGGUUUUGGGGCCCGGGGGACACGGUCUGGUUUGUCUCGUUUUGGGGAAGCCGCCCUUCUGGUUGGCUUCAAUCCAGAUUCCUCUUCUCUCCAGGGAAUUUGCGGGGAGAGCUUUCUAGGAAAAAUGCAAGAUGGUAUUAUAAAGCCUGCUCUUCCUGACGUUCAAAGUCUUUUAAAAUGCUCUGUGUGGGAAAAACUACUUUGGGGGGGGGGUCUUUUUUAAAAAAAUAAAUGCUUGAAUGAUUUU